AUGUCUUCAUAUAAAUUCUAUAUGGGAAAAAGAAGUGAGACGCGAGUUCUUUAUAAGGCAAAAAAGCUUGAAAAUAGAUAUCGGGACUUGGAGUGCAAAAUAAAAAAAGCGAUAAAAGAUCUUGAUACUUGUUUCGAACCUAAGACUGAUCCAGAGAU
Molecule: messenger RNA, 158 nt
Organism: Paraglomus occultum
Lineage: Eukaryota; Fungi; Glomeromycota; Glomeromycetes; Paraglomerales; Paraglomeraceae
Source: the annotation of a GenBank genome assembly